AGGCCUCUCGGGGCAUGGGGACAGCGCCUUGUGGGCCCCCAUUAUACAAGUGGAAAGGGACAAACAGGCCCACCUGUACGCGCCUCCCGAAGUGCGCUGCUUCCCCAAAGGUUUUGGGAGCUCCUGGGACAGGAAAUACGGUAAUUCGUCCAGGCAGCGUAGAAACAAAGAGAUAAAUAUGGUAACGCGCACCCACAUUUCCAAGUCCAUUCUUUCAGCACGCAUAAAUUAAAUAUGUAAUAGGUGCGGGGACCUAGUCAUACCAAGGUGAAUAAAACGCCCUCCCCCUCGUAUCUCAAUGAGGGAAGAGAAGAAAAUUUUAAAAUAGAAAUAUCCUCACCACUUCAUCCUCCCAGUACAUGAACUAGUUCAUUAAAGUAAAACGUUCAAAGGAGACACCUUCCUCUCUUUAGGCUUUCCUCCUAGUUUUGAUGAGAUUAACCAAACUGAUAGAAAACUGUCAGACUUGUAGAAACAAACCUGAAUCUUGAGUACUGGCGAACUGAAAAAAAUCAUUUAACUGGGUAGAACCUGUGUGUGUUUUGUUCCCCGGUACUAGCACUGUUUCUAAAUCGAAGUACGUAGUCAAUAGUUGUGGAUGAAUAAAUGAAUUGGAUAAAUUCUGCUCAAGCUAUAUGACUUUUCGUUGUUAAGGUGCUUGCGGAAUGGAGGGGAAAUGCUAGCAAUUCUAUGUACACACAGGCCCGCGGUUUCGGGCCAGUUGAAAUAUACAAGGUUGAGUCCUUGCCUGAAAGUUUACCAAUCCCGGGUAGCCCCAUUCCACGACACCGCCAUACAACGGAACUGAGUUUUCUCCCAGUCCCCCAACUUUACUCUGAGGGGUUAACGAAGGGAUUAACUGACAUUGCAUUUUUAGACAGGCGAAAAGGAAAAAGUUAUUUAGUAAACAAAACUGCGCUCCUUCACAAGUGCUGGUUUCCCAGCGAGGAGGAUCCAUAGUCUGAACUCUACGUCCAAUUUUCCCGCUUCCCACUGUCGCCAAACCAAAGUUAAAAUGAGUCCUCUAGUUCUCUACGCGCGCCUCAAAAUGACCCCUCAGGAGAGAGGUAGGGGUGAUGUCAUCGCUGCGCGACGACAGGAAGUAAGAUCCUGGCCUGUGCAGCUCGGGGUUCCGAGCUUCUGCCUCAGACGUUUCCGCGAUCUCUUCUCCCUUCCAAUCCUAUCCGUGAUGGACGAUGCCCACGAGUCGCCCUCCGACAAAGGUGGAGAGACAGGGGAGUCGGAUGAGACGGCCGCUGCGCCCGGGGACCCGGGGGCUACCGACACGGAUGGAAUCCCAGAGGAAACUGACGGAGACGCAGAUGCGGACUUGAAAGAAGCUGCAGCGGAGGAAGGCGAGCUCAAGAGUCAGGAUGUCUCAGAUUUAACAACAGUUGAAAGGGAAGACUCAUCAUUACUUACUCCUGCAGCCAAAAAACUGAAAAUAGAUACCAAAGAAAAGAAAGAGAAAAAGCAGAAAGUAGAUGAAGAUGAGAUUCAGAAGAUGCAGUGUUCCAGUUCACUCUGCCAGCAUGUAAUCCUGGUUUCUUCUUUUUCUGAGGAGCAGCUGAACCGUUAUGAAAUGUAUCGCCGCUCAGCUUUCCCUAAGGCAGCCAUCAAAAGGCUGAUCCAGUCCAUCACUGGCACCUCUGUGUCUCAGAAUGUUGUUAUUGCUAUGUCUGGUAUUUCCAAGGUUUUCGUCGGGGAGGUGGUAGAAGAAGCACUGGAUGUGUGUGAGAAGUGGGGAGAAAUGCCGCCACUACAACCCAAACAUAUGAGGGAAGCCGUUAGAAGGUUAAAGUCAAAAGGACAGAUCCCUAACUCGAAGCACAAAAAAAUCAUCUUCUUCUAGACCAAAGUCUAGAAAGGCCUAUAUUACUGAUGGAAGAAGUAUUGGUUCCAGACUUCCUAGAAGACUGUCUGCAUUGGUGCUUUAGUAUCUCAGGCCUCCAAGGAUUCCAUGAUGAUUUUAAUGUCUUUCUCAAAACUCUGAUAUUUGUCACACCUAGAAAGUAUGUAGCCUGAUUGAUACUUGCCUUGACUAAAUUUUGGGACCUCUUGGGGCAUUUUGAAUUAUUUAACUGUCUUGACUAGUUGGAAGAAGAUGUGUGGGCCGUAAGCAUCUUCUGGACAGGGAAACUGCUUUCAGAGAGAAAACCUUUCCAAGAGAGUUUUGUUUUGGUUUGGUUUGGUUUGGUUUGAGAUAGGGUCUUGCUCUAUCACCUAGGCUGGAGUGCAGCGGCAUGACUGCAGCCUUGAACUCCUGGGCUUAAGUGACCCUUCCGCCUCAGUCUCCUAAGUAGCUAGGACUACAGGCAUAUGCUACUGUGCCGAGCUAACUUAUUUUUUUUAUGGAGAUAGGGUCUUGCUUUGUUGCCCAGGCUGGUCGUGAACUCCUGGCUUCAAGCAAUCCUCCUGCCUCAGCCUCCUAAAGUGCCGAGGGCUUUAAUGGUUUCACAUUGAAGCCUGAAGUUGCUAAGACUUAGGUUGUUUCUUACAUCUGGUUUUAAGUAGAUGAAACAACCAGAAACUUUGACUUGUGAUACUCUACCAUGAAGGAUGCUGUGAUGGCAAGAAUAGCGGAAUAAUUGGUGCUUGUAAACAUUUCAGAUUCUCCUGUGGAUUUUGGUGAGUGAUCAUUAAACUGUUUUCCAACUUGC
Messenger RNA from Symphalangus syndactylus (siamang), 2660 nucleotides. RefSeq names its product TATA-box binding protein associated factor 11 (gene TAF11). Gene Ontology annotation, cellular component: transcription factor TFIID complex; nucleus. Gene Ontology annotation, biological process: transcription initiation at RNA polymerase II promoter; RNA polymerase II preinitiation complex assembly. NCBI's taxonomy places the organism in Eukaryota, Metazoa, Chordata, Mammalia, Primates, Hylobatidae. The record is from RefSeq and is a predicted model, not a curated record. Gene Ontology annotation, molecular function: protein heterodimerization activity; RNA polymerase II general transcription initiation factor activity.